Messenger RNA from Notechis scutatus (mainland tiger snake), 9264 nucleotides. NCBI's taxonomy places the organism in Eukaryota, Metazoa, Chordata, Lepidosauria, Squamata, Elapidae. The record is from RefSeq and is a predicted model, not a curated record.
AUGGAGGAUCUUUCCAGUAACAAGAUCAGCACCUUAAACGCUGAAAUGUUCCUGCACCUGAUUUCUCUGGCAAAACUGAGCCUGGAUGUCUGGAUCGGGUUUAACGACGUGGCCAGCCCCAGCCCUUUGCCGCAAGGCGAGGAGGGCUUUGAUGUACAGAGCUGCCAGAACUGGCUUCCGGGUGAGCCCCAUCCCUCCAAUGCUGACCACUGUGUCCGGAUGAGUCCUGCCGGGCAGUGCAACACCGAUCUGUGUACGGCCAAGCACAGCUACGUGUGCGAGCACAAGCCACAAGGAGAGAUUCUUCUAAAUGCUGACCGCUUUCAACUGGGAUCUCUUGCGUUCGACACCUACGUGGCCACCAGAAGCCUGACUGAAAAAGAAGAGACUUUUGCCCCAUCAGGGCCAGUCGAGACUCUGGUCUUUCCCAGCUUGGCAUUUCAACAGGAGGGCUUUUUAGUAGCCUUGGAACUGGUGACCCAGAAGCUACAGCAGCCGGCCCAUAUCCGGUUUCAAGUACACCGUCCAGCCCACCCAAAAGGAUGCAACGAGGUCACGAACGUGACUGACCUCUUCCUUGUUUCCCAAGAGAAUGAGAACUGGACACCAAUGGACUGUCCGGUUGGCUUCCAGUGGUGCCACUCGGCCAACUCAUGCCAACCACUAGGGAGCUGCUGCCACCAAGAGCCAUGUGCCAACUCAACAACUCAGGCAGCUGCUGGUGUUCCUCCCCCCUGCCAAAAUAAAUCCUGGAGCCUGGAGCUGAAGACGUCACAUUUUAUGCUGCCACUGGGCCCCUCCAUGCGGUACCUUUUGCUCUUCCGAAGCAAGGACACCUUGGUCAAACCCAACGAUACAGUGAUUGUCCAGCAUGAUGCUGGGCCUGGCGCUUUGCUCCUUUGCCAUCAUCCCAGCCAAAAGCCGCUGACCCAGAUGGGCUACUUCACCCUCAGCUCUUUGGGUUGGGACCCAGGCUGGCCUGCCCACCCCACUCCCCAAACCUGGCGGAACAAUUCCAGGUGCCCUCUCAGGGUGCUGGCGGCUGCUGAAGAGACCGUCCCACUCCUGCCGAAAAACCACUCCAGCGUCCACCGCCCCGGCCUUUAUGCGGUGCAGGCCACGGUCAGCAAUGGCAUCUUCAGGAGGAACUUCUCCUGCAGCUUCUGGGCUCUUUCUGCCAUCUCAAGCCUCCGUGUGAUCUACCCUCCGGAGAAAGGUGGCAAGGUCUACGUGGAAAGCAACAGCACGUGGCUGGUGGUGAAAAUCCUCUCUGGGAUGAACGCGACCUCCGGCAGGCUGGGAGGCAACCAGAGCUUCCCUUUUGGACGGAGUUGCCCCCCAGCGGUCACUCCAUGGGUGGCCGAGUGCGCAAGAGAGAGCAACGACACCUGGUUCUCUGUCGUCCUGCUGGAUGGCAUUGGGCACAACCUGAGCACUGUUGUGCUAUGGGCCAAGAACGCUGUGAGCUCACAAAACAUCACCGUCAGGGUGAAGGCGGAGGACGCCAUCCGAGGACUGCGUGUGACGCCGGACCCAGAGACGAGAGUCCUUCAGAACAAGCGUGUGGUGAGUCACCAACUGCCCGUGUGGGACUUUGGUGAUGGUGACCAAGCCAUUUUGGAGUUUCAUCCACCCUAUAAUGAAUCCUUCCUGAAGCCAGAUCCCAAGAUCCACCAGGUGCAAAUCGGGCACAAUCUAUCCCAUAUCUACCAAGACCCAGGUGAAUACAGCCUGACUGUUGUAGUCUCCAAUGAAUUUGAGAACCUGACCUAUUCAACCCCUGUCCACAUCUAUGCUCACCUAACAGAAGUGGCCAUGCGAGGAGCCUCAGAUGUUUUGGUUGUGGGCCAUCCUGUCACCUUUGAAGCUCAAGUGAUGCCCUCUGGCUUCGGAGUCUCUUACACCUGGAAUUUUGGGGAUGGUUCAGAGGCAUUUGUGGAAAGCCAGGCCGCCGUAGUCCACACCUACAGUUCCAGAGGGACGUACAAGGUCUGGGUGCAAGCAAACAACACCAUCAGCACUGUGGAGACAUGUCAGCAUUACCGCGUCUUUGAAGAGAUCAGUGGGUUGUGGGUGUCCUUGAAUGAAACCAUAGAGCUUCUCACACCGAUUGAGAUCAGUGCUUCUGUGGAAACAGGAGAUAAUAUCACCUGGAUAUUUGACAUGGGCGAUGGGACGAUUGUGGAGACUCCUGUGGCGUCCGUAAAGCAUACUUAUUUAAAGGAUAUGAACUACACAGUAAAUGUAACCGCGGUGAAUCCAGUCAAUUCUCUUUCCCGAGCUGUGCCCAUCCAGAUAUUUGUGCUGAUGGUACUCAAGAUUGAGCCUUCCUCCUGUAUCCGAGAAGACCCUGAAGUGCAGCUCACGGCUCACGUGUCAGGUAAUCCCCAGAACUACUUUUUUGACUGGACAUUUGGCGACGGCUCAUCCAACAUCACCGUGUAUGGUGAUCCAACCGUGAUACACAACUUCACCUUCAGUGGGAUCUUCCGCCUGUCUUUGGUCCUUUCCAGCAAGGUCAACAAAGCACAGUAUUAUACGGAGAUUUGCGUGGAACCAGAGAUCACCAACGUGACGCUUUCGGUAAGGCCAGAACUGGUGUGGCUCGGCAACGAGACCAAAUUUCAAGUCACAGCCUUGCCCCCUUUCCGCUACCAUUAUCUUUGGGACUUUGGAACGAACAACUCCACCAGGUCUGGUGGAACCGAAGUGAGCUAUACCUACAGAAAUCCAGGCGACUAUAUGGUCAUGGUGACCGUCUGCAACAAUGUCUCUUUCAACAAUGUCUCUGCAUCAGUAGAAGUCCAGGAGCCGGUUGGGGUGGCCAAGAUUGAGUCAAACGGCUCAAAGGUUUUGGAGCUGAACCAGGUUUAUCUCUUCUGGGCCAAUGUCACUGGGACCAAAGUUAGUUAUUUGUGGUACUUUGGGGACGGGACUUCCCAGUUGGGAAAAUUCAUCACCCAUUCUUACAACAAGAGUGGUACCCAUACCAUCAGUUUGACGUGCUGGAAUGACGUCAGCUUCCACGAGGCCAAGAUGAAUGUGACGGUGAAGAGGCGCCUGCAGGGCCUGAGCAUCAACGCCAGCAGGACGGUAGUGCCUCUGAACGGUUCUGUGAGUUUCGUGGCCAGCCUCCUGGCGGGCACUGCCAUCCGCUACUCUUGGAUCUUGUGCGACAGGUGCACUCCCAUCCCGGGUCUUUCCACCAUUUCCUACACUUUUCGCUCCGUUGGGACGUUCAAUGUGAUUGUGACGGCAGAGAAUGAGAUCGGGGGCCUGCAAAGCAACAUCUUCAUCUAUGUCUUGGAGCAGAUAGAAGGGCUGCAGAUCACCGGAGGGGACUUCCUGGACAACCUUUACUUCCCCACCAAUAAGACGCUGCAGCUGCAAGCAGCCGUGAAAGCCGGAACAAACAUCUCUUACAACUGGACUGUGCUGAAGGAAAGUCACCCUGUGCAGACGUUUACCGGGAAGGUUUUUUCCUUAGUCAUUCUGGAAGCAGGGCCCUUUGAUGUCCACCUGAAAGCCACCAACAUGCUGGGAAGCUCGGCCGUCAACAAGACGGUGGAGUUCAUUGAGGAGGUGGGCGCCUUAAAGCCCACGGCCACCCCCAACCCUGCUGCCGUCAACGCAUCUGUGAACAUAAGUGCCGGUGCGGCUGCCGGAAGUGGGCUGCUAUAUACUUGGCACUUCGAAGGUGGCCUUUCUCUCUGCACAGCUUCCAGUACCAUCGCACACUCUUUCCUGAGUCCAGGUGCCCAAAUCGUUGCCGUGGCUGCAGGAAACAAAUUUGGUUCUGCCAAUGCAUCCCUUGUGGUAUGCGUACAGGAACCAAUAAUGGGCCCAGAGAUUAGGAUCGUAAGGCCAAACAGCAGUUCUGUGGAAUCGGGCACUGUGGUGAACUUUGCUGGAGAGCUUGAAAGGGGAUCUGACGUACUCUGGACGUGGAAGAUGCAGGACAAAACCAUCUCGGGCCAAAGGGUGGCUCUCAAUUUUCCCGUGGCAGGAAUUUUCCCAGUCUGCUUGAAUGCGUCGAACAACGUCAGCUGGGACGUAGCUUGCCUCAAUCUGACAGUGCAAGAUGCAAUCCAGGGCCUGAAGCUCAGCGUAAGCGAGGACGUGCUGCAGCCAGGGCAACUGGUCUCUUUUGAGGUUGAAAUAUCUUCUGGUUCCUCCGUGAGCUAUUGGGUCACCAUCGGGAGUAACCACUCCGAGAUCCUCAGUGCUUCCAACUUCACCUACAAGUUCAGCCAGGUUGGAGAGUACUUAGUGAGAGUCACUGCAGAGAAUCAAGUAAGUGUGGCUUACGCCGAGCAUCUUAUCGUGGUGCUGGAGGCCGUGCGUGGCCUCCAGAUCGCCGAUUGCUGUGAACGAGGAAUGCCUGCUGUGGUGGAGAAACAGUUCACGGCUCGGAUUGAGAAGGGCUCACAGGUGUCUUACGUCUGGCACUUCACCUUAGUAAACGAGCAGCAACGUUCCCAGGUUCGCUUAGAGGGCCAAAGUGUCUCUUACACCCCAGAAGCAGCGGGGCAGUUGGACAUCCACCUGUGUGCUUUCAACAGUCUUAGCAGCCUGAACGUAACUGUGGUGAUCCAAGUCCAAGAUUUCAUCCUCCAGCUGUCCAUCCAGCCCGUGGACUCCUUUGUCAACCGCACAACUUGGUUCAAAGCCUCUGUGCUGCCCAGUGCCAGAGAAGUUCUGUUCUGGUGGCAUUUUGGAGAUGGCUCUCCAGCGGUACAAACGAGCGUGCCAUCCGUCAGCCAUGUGUAUCUGAGGCCUGGCGAUUAUGUAGUGGAGGUGAAUGCCACCAACCUCAUCAGCUUCUCCAUCGCCCACCGCACCGUCACGGUCCGAAUCCUGGAGUGCGAGGAACCAGAAGCGGAGCUUGCUUUACCUGCUCAGGUGUAUAUGAAAAGAUCCCAGAAGAAUUAUCUGGAGGCCCAGAUUGACUUGCGAGGAUGCACCAGGUACCAGACUGCUUAUCUCUGGGAGAUCUACAAAACCCCGAGCUGCCUACACCUGGAGGCUUUUGCCAAAGUCCUGUUGGUCAGUGUGGACGUGAACCGGCCCCAGUUGGUCAUCCCCAAGCUCACCCUGGAUCUCGGCAACUACUGCUUCAAAUUCCUGGUCUCUUUUGGUGAUACUCCUCUGUCCAAAAGCAUUUUUGCCAACGUGACAGUUUUGCCCAAUAAACUGGUGCCCAUCAUUGAUGGAGGAUCAUACCGUGUGUGGUCCAGCACCCGGGAUUUGAUCUUGGAUGGCGAGAAAUCCUAUGACCCUAACUGGGAAGACUGGGAACAGACACCGUUACAUUAUCACUGGACUUGCGUAUCGUCUUCCAAAAAUUCACCUGGUGCGCAUGGCCUCAAUUUCAGUGCCACAGGAGGACUGGUCACCAUCCCACGGGCCAUGCUAGAAGCAGACGUGGAGUACACGUUUGACCUCACCAUAUCGAAACCAGGCAUGGAUUCAGAAGCCACAAAUCAAACCGUAUGUAUGAACAAGGCUCUUUUCCCCUAUCGUUACGUCUCCCGGGAAAAGGAGCCGUUUCUUGCCGUCUGUCUCUUCCACUCCCCUGAGCGCAACUGCACGGCCUCCAAGGAGAUCUCCCUGGAGGACAUGAAGGAGGGGCCGCAGGGCGACCCACGGCGCUACACCAUCUUUGUUCCCCCGGGGAUUGCAGACACAGUGAGAGACCAUCACUUGAACAUCACCAACCACUUCGUGUGGUCCCCCGUGGAGGUGACUCUGGGUCUGUACAGCUCCCUGUGCCAGUAUUUCAACACGGAAGAGGCCCGCUGGAAGACAGAGGGCAUGGCUCCCUUGGAAGGGGCCACUCCGGAGAAGGCCCUGUGCUUAACCCAGCACCUGACAGCUUUCGGGGCGAGCCUCUUCGUCCCCCCGCACUCUGUGCAGUUCAUAAAGCCACCUCCAGGCCCCGGGCUCAAUUACAUCGUUCUGCUGACUUGCGUUGUCUGUCUGGUGACCUACUCCAUGGCAGCUGUGAUUGUGCACAAACUGGAUCUGAUCGACAUCAGCCGUGUGGGGUCGAUCCCUUUCUGUGGGAAGAACGGGCUGUACAGAUACGAAAUCUUGGUGAAGACAGGCUGGGGCAAAGGGUCAGGGACGACAGCCCAUGUGGGGAUCACUUUGUAUGGGAUGGAUAGCAAAUCCGGGCACAGACACCUGGAUGAUGAGAAUGCCUUUCGCCGCAACAGUCUCGACAUCUUCCAGAUGGCCACAGAGCGGAACCUGGGCAGUGUGUGGAAGAUCCGGAUCUGGCAUGACAAUAAAGGACUCAGCCCAGCUUGGUUUCUGCAGCACGUCAUUGUCAGGGACUUGCAGACCUACAAGAGCUACCACUUCUUGGUGAACGACUGGCUGUCGGUGGACAGCCUGGAGAACGACGGCCUGGUGGAGAAGGAGGUCUUUGCUGCCAGUGAGGCAGACCUGAGGAGCUGCUUCCGGAUCUUCGUUGGCGAGCUGCAGCGGGGUUUCUUUGAGAGGCACGUCUGGCUCUCCCUGUGGGACCGGCCCCCUCGCAGUCGCUUCACCCGGGUCCAGAGAGCAUCGUGCUGCUGCCUCCUCAUCUUCCUCUUCCUCUGUGCCAAUGCCGUGUGGUACGGGGUGGUGGCAGAUGCCAACUUCAGUCCGGUGCCGAUCUCCACCCUGAUCCCGAUUAAUGGUGAGACAGUCUUGGUUGGCUUGGUCUCCAGUUUGGUGGUUUAUCCUCUGUACCUGGUUCUUCUGUUCCUAUUCCGGAUGGCACGGAGCAAGGUCAACAUCAGCCAGUCUCUGGCCCAUUCAGACCAGCAAUCCCUGGAGAUCGACAACUACCUGGACUCAUCGCUUCUGGAGAGCUCCUUCAUCACUUUCCCCGGCCUUCGGACGGAGGCUUUUUCAGAGGAAACCAAAACCGAUUUGAUUCUGGACGAUUCGAAAAGCCUGAUCCGGUGGCAGUCCAACGAAGCCCUGCUCAACUGGCCAGACCUUCUCAGUGACCCAUCCAUCAUGGGCAACACCAUCCAGAAGCUGAAAAGAGGCCGGACCAGCCGUCACCUCGGCCUGGAGGCUCCUUUGGCCCCUGAGGGGGAUGCCCUGACACCGGCUAUUCCCCAGGCUCAAGCCAGAUACUUCUCUGCUUCCGACGAAGAUCUGAUACGGCAGAUUCUUGCAGAUGGAGCUGGUGGCAUCCCUCAUCUUCAGGAAGUGGGAAACUGCCCCAAGGUGGAAACGGACCUCCUCUCGGGGCUGUCAAACGUGCCGGGAGACAAGAUGGAAGCCAUCGUGUUGCAGAGGCUGAACGAGAAAGGCCAGAGCGUGGCAGUCCCUGGCCGGGAACUGAAUCAUUCUGCCAAAUCAACCCGAACAGUUGUGGACCACCAUCUCCAGAAGCGCCUGCUGCCCUCUUGGUGCUCCUCCUUGGCCCAUGCCAUCAGCCUCCUCCUCCUCCUCCUCUGCUUUGGAGUCUCCGUGUGGAUCGGAGUGGGGUUCAGCUCCAGUGUGGCCCUCAUGUGGCUGAUCUCAGGGAUUUUUAGCUUCCUCUCCUCCUUUUUGCUCUGGGAACCCCUCAAGAUUCUCCUGGAAGCCGUUUACUUUUCUCUGGUGGCCAAGCGCCUGCACCCCGAGGAGGACGACACCCUGGUGGAACACCCCAUUGUGGAGCACAUCUCGGAGAAGAUCGGGAAGGUCCGGCCCCCUCAGGGCUUUGCUCUUUUCCAGGCCAAGGAAGAGGCCAGAAAGGUCAAGCUUCUGCACAGCCUGCUCAAGAACUGCUUUGUCUACAUGUUCUUCCUGCUGGUCAUCCUUCUUACCAACUACAGUGGGCCUUCACACAACAGCCAGGCAUUUCUUUUGCAAAAGUCCAUCAAGCAGCAACUUGGCACCACACAAUUCCUGGAUAUUAAGAGAGUGGAUGACUUCUGGCUUUGGGCCACGCAGGGACUGCUCCCCUUUCUGUACCGGAACCGGUCUGCCCAGGGAAGCUCAGGUAUCACCCUGGGGGUCCCAAGACUGCGGCAAAUCCGUUUGCGAGAAGAGUGCUUGAAUUCACUGGAAGAGGCCCUCCGUGGGACGAAGGGAAGAUGCGCUUUCCGUUCCAACAGCUUUGACAGCUCCGGCUACACGGCUGGCUGGAAGAGCCCCUCGGACGACCUGGGGCCGCUCUGGACCUACUCUCCUCCUGACCUGGCUGGGGCCUGGUAUUGGGGCUACCUUUCCAUCUACGACAGCGGAGGUUACAUCCAGGAAUUGGGAACCACUCUCCAAGAAAGCAACGCUUUUCUGCAAGGCCUCCAGCAGAACAACUGGAUCAGCAACAGGAGCCAGGCAGUCUUUGUGGAAAUGACCCAGUAUCAUCCUGUUCUGGACCUCCAUGCUGCCGUCACGCUCCGCCUGGAGUUCCCCGUGGCAAAACACGCCGUGCCAGCUGUGACCGUCACUCCCUUCCCGCUGCACCCCCUUGGCAGGAGGGUUACCCCGCAGCUGCUCAUGAUGGUCUUCCUGAUGAUCCUGGUGGUCUAUUUCGUGGUCUCGGAGUCUCUGGCCAUCAAGAAGGAAGGCAAGGCCUACUUCGCCCUCCUCAGCAGCUAUGGCCAGUGGCUGCUUAUCCUGGCUUCCACCUGCACGGUGGUGGUCCACCUCAGCCAGGCCACUCUCGCUGAGCGGCAGUGGGCGAAAUACCUGAAGAACAAGCGGGCCUUCACCAGCUUCUACCCGGUGGCGUCUCUCCACGUGGCCUUCAGUUGCCUGGCUGCUUCUCUGCUCUUCCUGCUGACAGUCAAGGCUUCCCAGCAACUGCGCUUCAUCCGACAGUGGUCCACGUUCGGCAAAGCUUUGCAGAAAUCGUCCAGGGAGCUGUUGGGCACCGGUUUGGCCUUUGCGAUCCUGGCGUUGGCUUACACACAGCUCGGCUACCUGCUCUUCUCCUCCACCUCCGGGGGCUUCUCCGGUUUCGGCCGGGGCAUCCAGCUGUCCCUCACCGGUCUGCACAGCGGCAGGAGCCUCCCGGGACCUGCGGGGCUUCCCCACCUCAUCUGGGCCAGCUACGUGGUGCUGCAGCUGUGGUGCCUUGCGCGGCUCUUCCCCGCCGUGCUCAUCCGUUGUUACCAUGAGACCCGCUUGGAGAUGUACCGGCCGGCCUUCGAAUCCCAGGACUACGAAAUGGUGGAGCUUUUUCUCCGGAGGCUCAAGAUGUGGAUGGGAUUCAGCAAAGCCAAGGAGGGACAGACGGCCAGGGAUCACAGGGCGGCCCAACCGUACUAG